GUCUCGAUACGGCUCAGAUGGGCGUUUAACAGAGGAAAACGAUAUGCUGCGAAAGUUGAUUGAUGAAGCUGGUACAAAACUUGUCGCCUACAGUGAGGAGGCAACCGAUGUUCCGUCAGACUUAUUGCAAGGCAUUGCAUUAUGCACGGCAGAUGAUGUGGUUUUGACCAAUUGGCAAAUAGAUCUUAUCAACAGUCAGGCCGUGCUGCGAGGAAAAGAAAGUGAUGGAUUUGUAUUGCUUACAGCUGCUCGUGCAUCUGUAACGCAUCGAAUUCAUUCACUUGUCUGGAAGAAAUCCCAACUUUUGAGGAAGAAAUCUUGGUGUGCAACGCUUUCUGGCAUGCAGUACUUUGCACCGUUAUUGAUGGCGCAGCAUCCUAACAGUCAGCAGCAGCAGCAACAGCAGCAAAGAUCUCCGUCGGAGCAGAUUCCCGAAGGUUUCCACUGGUUGAAUCGUGAUAUCAUUGAGGAGAAAACGUGUAGUGACCCGAGUAUCAGCGAUCGCUUGAACAAUUACAUCAGUACUGGGGAAGCAGUGGGUGGCGUCGUUGUGGACCAUGGAUGUGUUGGACAGGCAGAAAGGAAAUUGCAGCUCCAGCGGGUGGUGUCGCGGUGCAGCUGCCAAAUGUAUUUUUGCUACUUCUCGGACACGCUCGACUUUGAUGCGCAUAAUAUCUCAGUAUGUCGACCAAGUGAGCAAGGUGAAAUAUGGGGGCAACCGGAACCUGUCGACUGCUUCACUUUAAAGCACAAUAUGCUGGAGGCGGAAUUGCGUGACAUCAUUGCAGUGACUCGUUCUCUCGAAAGGCGUUCAUUUUUUCUUAACAGGCAGUUACAAGAAACUCCUAAUGACGAAGCCAUUCUGGAGGCGACCAGGGCUGUGACAGCAGAAAUUGAAGAACAGAAGAAGAAUCAGGUCGUACUGAGUGACGAACUGGCAAUGACAAUAAGGUUUUUGCUCAUCUUUUGCAAGAAUUUUAUUUGCGCCAAAAGUCGCGAGUUUUAUCUCUGUGCUAAUACUGGAUCCAGCUGGCUUGUUUUAUGUCAGUUAAUGAUACUCAGGUUUAGGACAGUCUGAUG
Messenger RNA from Gongylonema pulchrum, 1080 nucleotides. The record is from the annotation of a GenBank genome assembly. NCBI's taxonomy places the organism in Eukaryota, Metazoa, Nematoda, Chromadorea, Rhabditida, Gongylonematidae.